This is a messenger RNA of Clunio marinus, 336 nucleotides long. The record is from the annotation of a GenBank genome assembly. NCBI's taxonomy places the organism in Eukaryota, Metazoa, Arthropoda, Insecta, Diptera, Chironomidae.
AUGUUUGAACGUAUUAUUUUACCAAAUGCUUUCAUAUUUAGUCAAGGAUUAUUGCGAUUCCAUCCCGCACUCAACUUUUUACCUGAUGAGUUAAUUUUGGGGGCAAAAAAAAUACAUUUUAAGGAAAUUAGAAGUGCAGUAGAGUACGAAGAUGUUAGCGAGUUGAAGAAAUUUGAAGUAGAAUUUUUAAUGGUUUUAUGGAGCAAUUUUGAUGCUCAUUCAAUGGAUUUUAUCUACAAGAUUUCAAAUAAAAGUAGCUUUCUGAUCCAAUCAUUGACCAAGGAGAGUGUCGGGAACAUGAGACAAAGCUUAAUGUUGAUGUUACAAAAAACUUGA